Messenger RNA from Uranotaenia lowii, 1297 nucleotides. It is a transcript of the gene CtsB, whose product is annotated as cathepsin B. The coding region runs from base 97 to 1179 and encodes 360 amino acids. The transcript is spliced from 2 exons. NCBI's taxonomy places the organism in Eukaryota, Metazoa, Arthropoda, Insecta, Diptera, Culicidae. Gene Ontology annotation, cellular component: lysosome. Gene Ontology annotation, biological process: regulation of catalytic activity. Gene Ontology annotation, molecular function: cysteine-type endopeptidase activity. The record is from RefSeq and is a predicted model, not a curated record.
UAUGCCCAAACGUGUGAAGAAGAGAAGAGAAAAGGGACGCUCGUCUGCUUGUAGUAGUUCAAUCAGCUGAUAAUAAAGGCACCGUUUAAUCCAAUAAUGUCAUUACUCAUUCUACUUUCAUCGAGAGUCUACCAAACACACAUUUAUUCUACAACCAAUCACGGCGCGAUGAUACGAUAUCUGCUACUAGUGGCCAGUCUUUCGAUUGGCCUGGUUCUUGGCCAAGGCCAACGCGUCCAUCCGCUAUCUCAAAAGUUCAUCGAUGAAAUCAACUCCAAAGCCACGACCUGGCGGGCUGGUCCGAACUUUGCCCCGGAAACGUCGAUGAGCUACAUUCGCGGGCUGAUGGGGGUGCACAAGGACGCGGACAAAUUCAAGCCGCCAGUGUUCGUGCAUGACAUCGAAGAUGGCGACGACCUGCCGGAAGAGUUCGACUCCCGGGAGCAGUGGCCCAACUGCCCGACGAUCGGUGAAGUCCGAGAUCAAGGUUCCUGUGGUUCGUGUUGGGCAUUCGGAGCUGUUGAAGCGAUGUCUGAUCGAAUCUGCAUCCAUUCCGGGGGUAAGAUCCAUUUCCGGGUGUCGGCUGAAGAUUUAGUAGCCUGUUGCCAUACCUGCGGGUUUGGAUGUAAUGGAGGAUUCCCCGGAGCUGCCUGGAGUUAUUGGGUUCGGAAAGGUCUGGUCAGUGGUGGACCCUAUGGAUCCGAUCAAGGAUGUCAGCCAUAUGCUAUUGCACCCUGCGAACACCACGUCAAUGGAACUCGUCCCCCCUGUGAGGGCGAGGAAGGCAAAACACCAAAGUGUGUGAAGAAGUGCCAAGCUAGCUACAAUGUUCCUUAUGCCAAGGACAAACGCUUCGGUAAGUCUUCGUAUUCCAUCUCCCGUCAUGAGGACCAGAUCCGGAAGGAAAUUAUGACUAACGGACCGGUCGAGGGAGCUUUCACGGUGUAUGAGGACCUGCUGAACUACAAGGAAGGCGUUUAUCAACAUGUCAAGGGAAAGAUGCUUGGCGGCCAUGCUAUUCGCAUUUUAGGAUGGGGCGUUGAAAAUGACACCAAGUACUGGCUGAUUGCCAACUCUUGGAACAGCGACUGGGGCGACAACGGAUUUUUCAAGAUUCUACGUGGCGAAGAUCAUUUGGGCAUUGAGAGUUCUAUUGCAGCUGGAUUACCUAAAAUUUAAAGGGCAUUGUAAAACUACAAGACUAAAUUAGUUACUACAUUCAUUUCAGUUGUUAUCAACGAAGUUAUGUUCAGAAAUCCACAUUCCCGAGAGGCAAUAAAACACAUUACAAAUUUUA